UGGUGUUUUUACCGUUUUCAAUUAAUGCACGUGGCAUCAAACGCGCAGAAAAUUCACCAGGCGCAUUCUAAGGAUUUUACGCCUAUAAUUUGAAUUCCUAUUUUGCCAUAUUCUAUAGGCGCGAAUCUAUUCUCAUUCUAUAUUCAAAGUGCGCCAAUGAAAUAUUUUAGUACAAUGCUUUGUGCGACCCCUUGAUGAUAGUGUGGUUUGUUUUUGUUUGGAAUGAAAUACUUGCUUCGUUUUGAAAUGUGUCCGUUCAUUGAUUCUACUUUAUAAAAAUAAUAUCGAAUUUGUUUUUAAAUUUCCGCUGAUAAUUUCAGAAUGGUUCGUGUAAAAAACAGAUAUAUCUUGGUCCAGUUUAUGUGCAACAACCGAUCGGAAACCGAAGCUUUAUCACUUACCUCCAACCAUUUGGCUAGCUUUCUCCGGGAAAAGAUUGAAAAAUAUUACGGCGAAUUUGGCAUUGCCAGUACCGUUCGAUUGCACGUAAUAUAUUUCAACGAGAAGACACGUCUAUGCAUCAUCCAGACUCGUCACGGACCGCACCGUUUUGUUACCAGUAUUUUGCCUCUGUUGACUGUGGCCGAUACGGAGACGGUACGAUACAGAACACUUUAUGUGGGGGCUACACUUCAGCAGUGUCAAAAGUUUAUUGCUCGAUACCAACAGGAAUACGUUAAUAGGAGGAUCGGUAGCUGCAACGGUCAAGCACAAAAGGAUCGUUUUAUUGAGGAAGUGACCAAAAUGAAACAAAUCUAGUACUUUUUCUAUGGGAUUAUUAAAUUCAGGUCAAAUAA
This is a messenger RNA of Topomyia yanbarensis, 797 nucleotides long. RefSeq lists its product as uncharacterized. Bases 322 to 759 code for a protein of 145 amino acids. Gene Ontology annotation, molecular function: ribonuclease P RNA binding. The record is from RefSeq and is a predicted model, not a curated record. Gene Ontology annotation, cellular component: ribonuclease P complex. The transcript has 3 exons. Lineage: Eukaryota; Metazoa; Arthropoda; Insecta; Diptera; Culicidae. Gene Ontology annotation, biological process: tRNA 5'-leader removal.